AUGAAGUUGGCUGGACAUAAAGUUUACUGGACCUCAAGUAGUCUGUGUCACCCGACGGGAGUCAGAAACGUCAUUUUUGUGCGGACCGGCGACUCGACGGACCCCGGCCGAGGACGCCGCUCGAACCGCGGGAGUCGCGGUUGCGGAGGAGCGCGCCGAUACGAGUCGGAGACGGCUCGUACAGUCGGCGCGCGAGAGCGGUCCGGACGAAGACAUUCGGGAACCGACGACGAAGACGCUCGUCAACUGCGGACGAAGAUGCCGGUCGACGCGCGAGGAAGAUGCUCCGGAACACGGGAAGAACACCACGCUCCCGAGUGCGGGAAGACACUCGUCGACGCAGAAGGAGAAACGCAUCGAUGUCUUCGGGCCGGUGCGAUUGUUUUAAAGACGAUUUAACGUGUCAAAUGAAUGCACGUGUCGUUUGUAACGAUUGUUAUAAUGUUUGUAGUAUUGUUUUUAGAGACCGACUCUGCGAAGACGGAGGAAGUCGAUACUUGUCGAGAAUGAAUUUAUUGAAGAUGUUGCCUGUGAUCACUAGGUGUUUGCACUAAUUUUGGGAGAAGAUUACGAUCGUAGAACGUCACGGAAUGCGGCGCGCACGUCAUUUGUGGCGGGACGCAUCCAUAAAUAACGGCAGCGUAAAUACGAGAUAACGCGGCGGCGGCUGGGACGCGCGCCUUCUGAAAGUAAAAGAACGGGGGAGAUCGGACCGACACGGAUGGUGUUGUCGAGGUAACCGAUAAGAAUGGAGAAAUGAUGACUAUUUGGUGGGUUUUUUAGGACAGAGAGAGUAGUUAUAUAUUAGUGAAGAUAUAAAGUAAAAGGUGAUAAGGAUGGUGAUGGGGGACAACGAAUGAUAUAUUUUGUAGGGUAUUAAAGUAAUUGACGCGCUAGUGCCGAGUCGGCGUAAUUGUGAGAAACGGAUGCGACGGGGAUUUUGAAGAAGUCGCGCGGUAGAGGAAUUGCGGGGAAAUUGGCGGAAGCGACGAUCGCAAUAACCUUUAGAUGCGGGACGGGCGACGACGAAUUUAGUAAAUGGCGGUUUAGGAAAGGGUCGUACGUAAAGCGGCGGGCGCGUGCGGAUACGGACGACGGUGGAUCGGGGUCCGUUUACGGGACGGGAAAGAGGACCGACGGAGACGAGGCGGCGCACAAACGAAAGUCUCCUAGGUACUGCCUGGAAGUACGGCAGUAGUUACGGAAGUAUACCCGCGAGAUGCGUAAAGAAUGAUUUGGAAGUAGAGUUAGCUAAGAGUCGCGUGUUUGAAAUGGCGGGAAGGUUUGAUAGGUGUAUUAGUUUUAUGUAAUUGUGGCAGUGCGUUUGAGAGCGGGGGGGGGUACCUAUUUUGAGACCGCGACAUCUACCGGUAAGGAAAUAUGCGAUGCAGCAGUAAUAUAUUUUUGGUUAAUAGUAGUUUCAUAUAUUUGGCAUGAAUUUAUACUCGUUCACCCGUACUCCGUGUUGUUCCACUCGCGUUAAGGUGUUUAUUGUGAAGGCGUUUGUAUAAUAAUAAAAUUUGGCGGACGAGUAGGAUAAGCGGAAGGGGAAGGAAUACGAGCACAAUGUUUAAUUUGUAAGCCCUCCCUUUGUUGUCUUUUCCCUCUGUUGUCUUUUCCCUCUGUCUCCCCGUCGUCGUCCUCCUUUUUGGACGCGUUCCUCGUUUCUCUGUUUGUCGUGCGGUUUCUUCUCCCUCCGUUUUAUUGUGACUCCCUUCGUUUUUCUCCCCCCUACCUGCUUCUGUCCGUCGUCGUCGUUGUCUUCCUGUUUCCUUGUUUUACUCCUCCUCUUUGCCUUUUGUCUUCCUCGUUUCAUUGUUUAUUGUUUUGCUUGUUCUCCCUCUGUUCCUCCUCCUCCUCUGUUUGAUUGUGAUUCCCUUCUUGUUUCUCACCCUCCCAUUGCUCUUGACCCUGUUGUUACUCCCGUUUGUUUGUUGCUUUCUUUUCCCUUUGUUGGUUGUUUUUGUGUCCUUGUAUACGUUUGUUGUUACUAAUUGAAUUUGUGGUU
Molecule: messenger RNA, 2008 nt
Organism: Homarus americanus (American lobster)
Lineage: Eukaryota; Metazoa; Arthropoda; Malacostraca; Decapoda; Nephropidae
Exons: 3
Coding region: 1-399 (132 amino acids)
Source: RefSeq, a predicted model, not a curated record